AUUAAAAAUUAAGAAAUCAGCCAUUUUCGAAUGAUAUUGUAAUGUGUUCAUCAUUCCACUUGAAAGAAUAAUGUUGUUUUACGUUAAUCAUUUUUUGAGUUGAAAGUGAAUUAUUGUAUUUUUCUCCAAUAUACAUUACUCGAUUAGCUACGUUAAACUCGUCAGCACGAAACUUUUAUUACACAUAACACUUCAUCAGACAUUAAUCAAUAUCACUACACAAAGAAAUAUUAAUAAUUAUAAGACACAAAUUGCAUACUAAAACACAUAGAUAAUUUGUUAUUGUUUAAAUUGUUUAAUAGAAAUAAAAAUGAAUAACACAAAAUUCUGUACUUUUAUUAGCUCCGAAAAAUACGGCGAAAUAUCAAGCGACAAUUGCGAAACGAUUAACUUCAAAAUGGCGUUUCGAACUACAGCAAUCGUGCGAUCUACAGGUUCUUUGGCGUCGGGCUCGACUUUGCUGGACACUUUACCACCGAGACUAAAGCGUGGACGGCGACCUAAACAACCCAAAAAAGAUGAAAAACUGGUGGACAAGGUAUUGGCUGCUGUUCAACGUGGACAUGGCGAACCUGCUUUGUACGCUUCAACUACCAAGGGAGGAAUGAAACUUAUAUACGAAGGGCACCAUUUUCGUUUUACAUUCCGUCGGGGCACAUAUUCCAUUUUCCAAUGUUGUUACAAAGAAAAUAUGCAAGAGUGUAAAGUACGUGUUGUCACUGAUCAAAAGCGCGUUUUUCCGUUAGACGGAGAACAUGUUCAUUUCAUGCAGGCCACAGAUAGGAGUGUAACCUCUAUGACAUUUGAACCAGAUGGCCAAUUAGAUGAUGAUAGCAAGGAACUUGAACAAAAUGAUACGUUUGAUGAGUAUGAAAUACAGGUAACGGACUCGGUGCAAACCAAUCAACUGCAAGCAUUGGAGUUCGAUGAUUCGCAGGAGUUUUUGACUGAGCCAAAAGACGAUAAUGACGCGGUUCCCUCAGACACUAAUGAUUUCCGAGAGAAAAUAAAGCGACGCCUACAGAAAGCGCUCUUAGGCAAAAAGAAAUGAUGUAUUAAUCGAUUUGGUCAACAUAAAUCCAUACAUAUAUUAAUAUAAUUUUUCAUUUGAAUAUACAUAUACAUGUACACAGAAAAUUUGAUUAUAAUCAUAAUCAUAAAGUGCCUUUAGUGUAGUACAGUGUUACUCAAAUUUACAAUAAAUAUGAUAAAAAAUAUGUGAGAACCUA
This is a messenger RNA of Ceratitis capitata (Mediterranean fruit fly), 1229 nucleotides long. Its product is annotated as modifier of mdg4. NCBI's taxonomy places the organism in Eukaryota, Metazoa, Arthropoda, Insecta, Diptera, Tephritidae. The record is from RefSeq and is a predicted model, not a curated record. Bases 311 to 1051 code for a protein of 246 amino acids. The transcript has 2 exons.